Molecule: messenger RNA, 387 nt
Organism: Notothenia coriiceps (black rockcod)
Lineage: Eukaryota; Metazoa; Chordata; Actinopteri; Perciformes; Nototheniidae
Product: complement C3-like
Exons: 5
Coding region: 1-387 (128 amino acids)
Source: RefSeq, a predicted model, not a curated record
AUGACGAGCUGUAGGCCUGAAGGUCUACUAGUAAAAGAUCCUAAGAUUGUAAUUAUAGAUCCCACUAAUAAAGGUGUAGAUGGUGAACAAGUAGUAAUUAUCAACAGUGGAAUCGUCAAAAAAGAUUGGGUUCCAAACACACCAACAAGCACACAGAUCUCUGUGACAGGGAGAGAACAAGUGUCUGCCCUCGUGGAGAACGCUGUUAGCGGGAACUCUAUGGGUACUCUAAUCAAACAGCCCUAUGGCUGUGGAGAGCAGAACAUAUAUCACAUGACCCUACCUCUCAUUGCAGCCACAUAUUUUGACAAAACCAACCAGUGGGAAACUGUGGGCUUUGAGAAACGUGCAGAAGCCCUCCAACACAUCAAGACUGAAGAGGUUUGA